Seriola dumerili (greater amberjack) is the source of this 2204-nucleotide messenger RNA. RefSeq names its product glucose-induced degradation protein 8 homolog. The transcript is spliced from 5 exons. NCBI's taxonomy places the organism in Eukaryota, Metazoa, Chordata, Actinopteri, Carangiformes, Carangidae. Gene Ontology annotation, molecular function: protein binding. Gene Ontology annotation, biological process: positive regulation of canonical Wnt signaling pathway; proteasome-mediated ubiquitin-dependent protein catabolic process. The record is from RefSeq and is a predicted model, not a curated record. Bases 169 to 858 code for a protein of 229 amino acids. Gene Ontology annotation, cellular component: cytoplasm; nucleus.
UGGUUAGUUAGCUAGCCGCGAAAAGCUUAGUUGUGUACCCACAUUUUACAGGGUUUUUUUUUAAUUAUUGUGAAAAUACAGAGAGGACUGCGCAUUGCUGUUUGAUUACUGUCUUCUCCCGCCUGCGAGAAAGAAUAAUCGCCGGACCUUGUGUUUGCACGCAUCCCAAUGAUGAGUUAUGCUGAAAAGCCAGAAGACAUCACAAAAGAAGAGUGGAUGGACAAACUGAACAAUGUUCAUAUACAGAGGGCGGACAUGAAUCGGCUCAUUAUGAAUUACCUGGUGACAGAAGGAUUUAAGGAGGCAGCGGAGAAGUUUCGGAUGGAGUCUGGUAUCGAGCCAAGUGUGGACCUGGACUCUUUGGAUGAAAGGAUAAAGAUUAGAGAGAUGAUACUGAAGGGACAGAUACAGGAAGCUAUUGCACUCAUCAACAGCCUACACCCAGAGCUGCUCGACACCAAUCGAUACUUGUAUUUUCAUCUGCAGCAGCAACAUUUGAUUGAGUUAAUCAGGCUAAGGGAGACUGAGUCAGCACUGGAGUUUGCCCAGACACAGCUGGCCGAGCAGGGGGAGGAGAGCCGAGAGUGUCUGACAGAGAUGGAGAGGACACUAGCCCUUCUGGCCUUUGACAACCCGGAGGAGUCACCCUUUGGAGACCUGCUCAACAUGAUGCAGCGGCAAAAGGUGUGGAGUGAGGUGAACCAAGCUGUGCUGGACUAUGAAAACAGGGAGUCGACACCCAAACUGGCUAAACUGUUGAAGUUACUGCUGUGGGCACAGAAUGAGCUGGACCAGAAGAAGGUGAAAUAUCCCAAAAUGACUGACCUUAGCACGGGCACCAUCGAGGACCCCAAGUGAACAUAACAGAAAAGAACAACCACCUUCCACGUCUCCUUAAUUUAUGAUCAGUCAGUGACUGUGUGACAACCAGGUAACAUAUAUGUAUAAACAAAUUCUACGUUGUUUUUUCAUGUUUCAUUCAUGAGAAGUAAGACUUAACUCAUUGUGCAAACUGUAAAUUGCUGUAUUUGCAAAGUGACAGAAAUUAUUUAGUUUAAAUACUGAUCCUGGAUUUUUAGAAAGGUCUUGGACACAACAAAAUUAAAAUCGCUGUUUUAUAUUUUGUCUUUCUAAAGCCUAAGCCAGUUGUAUUAUUUAUUGUGACCUCUUUUUCCCACCGAGAUGUUAUUUUGCCAGGAAGAGAGUUGAUGGUAUAUAUAUAGAUGGUUCAAACUUUAAAACAGCAGAUAUACAAUUACCCUUUUUAAUGAAGAUAUGUUAAGAUUGAGAUGACACACUAAUCUUAAUUAAAUUAAAAUCGAAAUUUCUUACACAAAAUGUGAAUAUUUUUCAAUGAAAUGGAAAGAUACACUUUUAAUGUAAUAUAAUUUUAAUUAAUAUAAUAUUUUACAGUUUUAUUUAGUAUGAUGUUUGAAAAUUUCCUAUAAAAUCAACCAUUUGCUUUCUACACCUUGAAAUUUGAUUGUACCUUUACAGUAUGUCUAUGGAAUGAACUGCCUUGUAAAAUGAUCGUUUCGCAUGUGUGCUUGAGGAGGUAAAAUAUGGCCUGACUGACAGGUUGAAAUCAGAGAUGGCUUUCUUACUGAGUGGAGCCCCCAGCAUGUUCCAAAUGGUCGUGUUUGGUUUUAUGUUAUAGGGGGCUGAGGUCAUGAUAAUCUUCUGCCAUUCUCAGUGAUGGAGGCAGGAUUUAUACGCUGCUCCAGGAAUAAAUGAGGGGGACUGUUAUGGCUGUUUUCUGGUUUAAACUCUCAUAUUUAAAAUCCAGUCAUCUGAGAAAUGAUUUUGUUCAUUGGCUUUGUUUUAAUAAUUAAUAACAAUGAUCAAAAGCAUUGAAUUUUUGAGUCUGAACUGGCCGCUCACAGAACCUGCUGUCCAUUUUGCCACUUGCCAAACCAUUAGUAUUUUCACUUUAACUGCAUGUAAGUGUAUCCUUUUUUUUCAAUGGGGGAAAGGCACUUUGUUCUUGUUUAUUUUUUUUGGUUGGUUUACUUUUAUAAAAAAAAAAACAAAAAAAAAACAAACUUGCUGCUAGUCGUCCAUUCUUAACUUCUUUUAAGGUUGUGUUGUCUUUAUAGACAUUGGCUUUGACAAAACAAUGAGACCCAGAGAGCUCACAUCCCUUUUAUUAUUCAACAUUUUUAUGAUCAGAUUUGCAAUUAUUAAAAUAAACAAAACUUUUGUGA